Molecule: messenger RNA, 955 nt
Organism: Betta splendens (Siamese fighting fish)
Lineage: Eukaryota; Metazoa; Chordata; Actinopteri; Anabantiformes; Osphronemidae
Product: monocyte chemotactic protein 1B-like
Exons: 3
Coding region: 91-390 (99 amino acids)
Biological process (GO): inflammatory response; immune response; positive regulation of ERK1 and ERK2 cascade
Cellular component (GO): extracellular region
Molecular function (GO): CCR chemokine receptor binding; chemokine activity
Source: RefSeq, a predicted model, not a curated record
CAGCCCUCAACUGUAUAUAAGCGUGAGCCGUCAGGGUGAAGAUGCACAAAGCUCAGACAGGCUCAUACAGCUCAACACACACCAUUUGUCAUGGCUGCUCCUCGUCUCACUCUGGUUGUUGUGGCGCUGAUGCUGGCGGCCAUCACUCUGUGCGAAGGUCUGCGUGGCGCCGGCCCAAAAAAGUGCUGCUUCCGUUUCAACGAGAAACAGGUCCCGGAGGAAAAGGUGGUCAGCUACGUCAAGACCAGCCAGCGAUGCUCCAAGCAAGCCGUCCUUCUGAACACUAAGGCAGGUCAUCAGCUGUGUGUCAGACCCUCGGCUGCGUGGGUCAAGGAGCUGAUGAGCUCCCUGGAUGCCAAGUACCUGGCAGGAGAGAGAUCCAGCGCGUAACCGUGGCAACUCAGCGUAGGAGCUAUGGACGAGCACAUUGUGGCCAAUUAUGUAUUUUGAUGCUACUACUUAUCCAAUUAUAAGUUUUAAACGUAUUCUAUUCUUAUUCUAUAUAGAACGGUCUGUUUGUGUCUUUGCUAUAAUGUGUAGUAGGACAAAGGUAAGCUGCUCCCAGCAGCUCACUGCCUGUCAAACUAUAUACAGAGUAUAUGCUUCAUAUUCUUGUUUAUAACAACAGCUAAAAUGAGAUUUGUUUACAUAAGUUAACAUUUAAGUACAACAUGGUUUUAAGUUGCCGUAUACAGUGGUACUUAUUGAACGUAGCUACAUUGUCUGUAACUGAAUCCACACGGUGUCAUGAGUAAACUAUAAGCUACAGGCUGCACAGGUUCUGCAUCGAGCUCUGCUGAGCUUACAGCCUCGUUUUUUUUUUCAUUCAAGUUCAUUUGUCCUAUUUUUGGUCACGUUUUGACCCCAAUUUGAAACAAAUCCUAAUUUAUUCCUCUGUGCUGUGCGUGUAAAAGUUGAUUCUUUUGGAUUAAAGCAAAGAUGAUGAAAAUUUUGA